Messenger RNA from Camarhynchus parvulus, 5566 nucleotides. It is a transcript of the gene EIF1B, whose product is annotated as eukaryotic translation initiation factor 1B. Gene Ontology annotation, cellular component: eukaryotic 43S preinitiation complex. The record is from RefSeq and is a predicted model, not a curated record. Gene Ontology annotation, biological process: translational initiation. NCBI's taxonomy places the organism in Eukaryota, Metazoa, Chordata, Aves, Passeriformes, Thraupidae. Gene Ontology annotation, molecular function: RNA binding; ribosomal small subunit binding; translation initiation factor activity. The transcript has 4 exons. The coding region runs from base 278 to 619 and encodes 113 amino acids.
CGGCGGGCGGUGCCCGUUGGCGGUGCUGAGGGGCGGUGCGGGCGAGGGGCGGGGGUCCGUCCCUCCCUCCACGUUUUAUUUCCCUUUGCGCUUCCUCUUCUUACUCCUUCCUUUCGCUCUCGCCCUCCGGCUCGGGUUCGCUCCCCGCGUCCCUCCGCUUUUGUUACCCCUCCCUCGCUCCCUGCCGCUCCCCGCCCCCGCGUGGCACUGCGGAGCCGGAGACGUGACCCGAGCGGACUCGCUUCCCCGCAGCUUCAGCCUCUCGCCGCAGAGUCGCAUGUCCUCGAUCCAGAACCUCCAAUCCUUCGACCCCUUUGCUGAUGCAACAAAGGGCGACGACUUACUCCCGGCGGGGACUGAGGAUUACAUUCAUAUAAGGAUCCAGCAACGGAACGGAAGAAAGACACUGACAACUGUUCAGGGCAUUGCAGAUGAUUAUGACAAGAAGAAACUUGUGAAAGCUUUCAAAAAGAAAUUUGCUUGUAAUGGUACUGUGAUUGAGCAUCCUGAAUACGGUGAAGUUAUCCAGCUGCAAGGUGACCAGAGGAAGAACAUUUGCCAAUUUCUCUUGGAGAUUGGCAUUGUCAAGGAAGAACAACUGAAAGUUCAUGGUUUCUAAUAUACCUGUACUCAUAUGAAGAACCCUGCAGUAUUGGUCUUACCUAUCCUGGCUCUUCUGUGAAAAAUGAAUCUUUGCAGUGAAUGGACUUCCCCAUUACCUGAACAUUUACAAUUUGAUUUGCAUGACUUCAUGAAACAGGUGGUGUGUGGACUAGAAACACAUAAGAAAACUUCAAUAAGAUGGUAAUGAAGACCCUUGUGAACUUUAACACAUUUCCAAUGGAAAUGUAUUAGUGAUGAUUGUUCAGUUUAGUACUCUCCACCUGACUUAAAUGUGUGAGUUUUAUUCAAAUAGUGUGUGUUGUUGCUUAAAAAUAAAAGUUUAUUCAUAUAAUUUCUGGGAUAUUUGAAAUGCUUUAGCCUAAGUUUUGAACUAGCACUGCAGCCCUGCUGAAGAAUGGCUGAACUGCUUUGUGGCAAGUGUAGCUCACUGCUGUUUGGAGAAAUUGGAAAAUCUACAUGAUUAAGUACUAGAUGAUUAAUCAGUAGAUGAGCUUGAUGUGAUCUUACCCUGUAGCUGUAAGACUAGAGCUUUAAAGCCUGUAGUGUAGGUGUACCUUAGUAGCAGCAUAAUUAGACAUCAAUUGUUUGCUGUCUAACUGGAUCCUCUCUAAAAUGUAUUGCAGUGACUAUGAGGUAUUAGUCCAAAGCAAAGUAGGGGUAAGGCAAGCUGAGCUCCUCAAGGCAAAACAUUUGGGCAAAAGUCCCAAAACAUUUGAAGGAAGUGGAUGGGAUAUUGUAUCUCUGUCGCUGAGCAGGGGGAAAAGACAUUGUGUUGGCUUCUGCCAUGACUGUGCAUUGAAAGUUGGCAAGCAGAGUGCUUGACUGAGCUUGUAGUGUUAGCUGCCAAGAGCAGGGAAGGGAACAGGGUCUGCACUAACCUUUUCCCUGCUUUGAAAAGUUUUCCUAGGAUUGGUGGCUGACACGGGGAAUUUUGUAUUCAUGUUUGGAUAUUACUACAGAAAGCUGAUUUGGUUUACUUUUCUAGAAGGCAAUUUUUUCAGCUUUACUGGAGGUUACAAUAGGUUUGUUUCACCAUGCUUGUAAGCUAGUUUUAGUUAGCUGUAGUCAUUUGCUAUUCUGCUUGUAGGAUAUGUCUUGUGAAAAAUGAAAUUAAUUCAUUGGUGAAACAAGCAGAUGUUGUCUUCCUUUUGAGGUAGACAUGGAAAUUUUUUCUGAAACAAUUCAGAACACACUGAGCUGCAAAACCAUAACAAUAGUGGGAACUGCUUAAAAAAACUUGAUGUGAUAUCAUGUAUUUUUUGGAAAGAAAGAAAGAGACAUAUCUCUACUGCUAAGACUUACUAAUAACUUAGCCAGAAAAAAAAAAUUAAAUUGAUAAAAUAAUUGUUCACUACCUAAGUAGUAAAGAAUUAGGGAGGACUGUAUUAUUUAAUAUCACAUGUACCUGUACUUUAUUUCCUAUUCAUAUUUGCCUUUCUAAACAGAAAUGUUUCAAUUUUAACUCAUUUGAACUUUUUUUUUCUUUUUUUAGAUUUUUGAAUUCAGAAAUGAAUCCUUAAGGCACUAGCAACAAUUAGGGGAGCAUUAUAUGAUGAUUUCUUUCUCCGUCUGGUCUAGACAAUUGCACUUGUAAAAAUCUAGUCUCUCAAUCUCCACAAAUACUGCCUGAUGUUACAGAUCUUAACUGUUCCAGAGAAAGGAUGCUCCAGAAGAUGGUAUACUGUUAAGGUGCAAUACAUUCAGGAGGAGGAAAUGCCUCAUGCAAAGCAUAAAAUACCCACAUACCAAAUGGAAAUCCAAAAAUAAAUCUUAUGCAAAUCUUGUAGAUGAGCAGAAUAAAGUCAUUCUAGUGCAAGUUUACCUAGUAUUGAUUCUUAACUGCUAAAGUAAUCAAUCUUUUCGGGGUACAUAGCAAUUAGUGAUUUUCAUUUUAUCACAUGCCAGAAAAACCGAUGUUCUCAUUUAAAGCUUGUUCUCCUGCUCAAGAGGAAAAACAAGCAGUAUCUUCUGUUUCACUGGUAUUAUACAAGUACUUCUGGUGGGCUUUGAAUUGAAGAUUAACAAAUGACUCGCAGGUCUCGUGUUACUGAGUCAGUCUUCAUUUCGGAUGGCAUUCCAUUAACUUUUACUACCUAAGCUUGAGUCAUUUCUCCCCAGUCAUUCUGCUUGGAAUAAAUAAGAAAAAUCUUUGAUUUUCUUCCUCCUCAUUUAAAAAUCCAUUCUAAUGGAACGAACCUUGCAGUAGAUAGGUGGGUUGGGUGAAGAUGCUCAUGUUUUGACCUUUGAAGGGCAAAAUUAUAAGGAGAUGGAAUAAGACGUAACACAUUUGAAGUUUUAAAGAGGUGAGAUUUGUUGUGGCAACAAACCAUUUGAUCUUUCUAGAAGGAAAGCAGAAAUUUUUGUCCAUGAGUGUUUUAAACUGAAACAGUGUUUCUAAGACUGUAAUUAGCCUUGGUACAAGCCCAAACCUCUUUGUAUGUUCUAGUUGAAAAGCUUUGACAAUAUAAUGUUUUGUCAUCUUGUUCUGAAACUUCGUUGUCAAAGCUAAACUUACUUGGAAUACAUAUCUGUGUUUUUAAAAUGCUGAAAAUGAAGGCUUUGGGAAAAAAACUUGUUAAAAUGCUGCCUCAGAAAUCUGUUUUCAGAAUGAAGGCAUGUUUCAAUCUUUUCAUCUAUUCGAAAAUAGGUUAAAUAAUGUUGAAGGAAGUGGCCCAGAAUUGCCAAGGUAGUAAAAAUGAGCUUAUGAUAGAAAACUCUUUUGAAGUCCACUAGUAGGACUUGAGGCUGGCCAAGUUCAGACUGCAAAAAAUGAAGGUUUUUUUGUUGGAAUGUUGUGAAGUCUGCAUUCUUCAGACCUAGCAAUCAAGAUUGCAUUCUUAGUGAUACUUAGGCUUAAUUUCAAGGUGUUACUGGAUGUAGAAACUUAUUUUGAAUUCACAGCCUUGUGCAUAGUUUUAUUAGGCUGUUGUAGUUGACUCUGAGCUGAUACCUUGGAGUAAGGUGUUGCAUAAAUAAAUUCACUAAUUUGUCUGUUCUGAGUCUACAUCUACUUAAUGCACUACGAGCAAUGCAACCCUUGCUUCCCAAAUGCCACUGGCAGUUCUUGUUUGUAGAAUAUGAGAUUUAGUAAUUUAAAGUCUAUAAGAUGCCUACUUCCUCUCCCUGUGUGAGCUAUCAGGCCCUUGACUGUCACCUAUGGUCUUCUAAAUCUGACUGUGUCUCAGAGAUGAGCAUGAGGAGCACAACUAUGGGCAGAUAAUUCUUGAGUGAGUAACCUUUGAAAAGAGGAAGGCCAGGGUUGUGUGUGCAUGCUAUUCAUUGCUUCAGUGGCUUUGUUUGAACCUUUAUUCCUGAACUCCAUUUUUGCACAGCCUAAAUGAGUAAUGUUUUGUUUUGGAGAGCUUCUUUGGAGGAGGAGAAGGGAACUAGUAAAAAAAGCUGUCUUAGGAAAUAUGUUUUUAUCUGAAGUUUGUUUUCAUUAACUUAGAUUCCUGGAUGGCAAGACCUCUGUAACGCUGUUGUUUCACUCUCUCUGUAUCUUUAAAAAUCCUAGUUAAAUGUCCUUGGAAAUCUGACAUUUAAGGCUCUAAAUACAUCUAAAGCCAUUAUAAAACCCUAAAAUGCAAAGUCAUUGAAGCUUAAGUUUCAAAUAUUUGAAAUAACAAUUAGGCAGAACUCCUCAUUUUUUCCUAUACUGCCAUCCUGCUUAUACUUGGUAUGUAGUUGCCCUGAAGAUGCAUGUGUUAUUUACAGCCAGGCAGUAAUCAGAUAUCCCUGCUGUAAUGCCAUACCCUGUUUGUAGGUUUUUUAAAUUUUAUCUGAUGUGCUGCACUCUUACAGGCUGUACCACUCUAAUUUUGCAAUAUAGGACAAAUGUACCUUGAGUUCCAGUCAGCAAUCAAUUCCUUAAUCCUUCUGCAAGGCUCUAGCGUACAGGAUCCAUGUGUUACAUCUUUAAAUGGUCAGUAGUUCCUCACACUAUGUGAAAAUGUAUACAAGAUCAAUAUUUAGCCUCUUAAAGCAGGGGGGGUGUUUUUUACAGCUGACUCUGAGACACAGUAAGAGUUACUGUCCUUGUAUCUGUUCAGUGUUGAUCAGUGUCACUGAGCAUUCUCUAAUGUGCUGCUGCCUCUGGGGAGAUGGAAGUGCGCUUAGAGGGUUGUGUUUAUUUAAGUACUAUGACUUUCUGCAUCCAUACUCAGUCAGGAAUCUGUCCCCUGAGCAUGGCAACGUGAAGGUUGUUUUCCAGUUGCCAGAUCAAACGCUUUUGAGAUCAUUAAGGGAAAAAUGGCGUAGUUAUUUUAUGUUUGCUGUAUAGAUGUUUCAUGCCUACUGUUUCCCAUUUAGAUUAAAAAUACAAAAAUAAUCUCAAAAGAGGAUUUGUACUUGGCUUGCCUUUUUUAAAGUUUGCUAUAUGCCUGUCAUUGAUCUCUUAAUGAACAAGUCUUAACCUGUAUUGGAGUAUUGCUACAGAGCUGAGACAACAAAGUCUUUUAAAAUAAAGUGUUCCAGUGUUAUUUGAUGUAUGCUUUUCUAAAACAAAUGGAAUUUUAUGCUGUUUUUAAGGAGGAUUAUAUUUUUUUGGUGGAAGAUAAACAUAAUUUAAUAGAGAUGUGUGUGAUCCUCUUGCAAAAUCAGCUCUGAUUUCAUACAGAAAUGUUACAUUUCCUCCCUUAAAUUUCUAACAUAAUCUGUAAUAACCAACUUAAAAAUACUGUGACUUGUCCUGGAAUAUUUUGGCUCUAAAACAAGAUGAUUGGCUUGAGGUCUAAAACUUUGGGUAGAAGAGGAUCCCUGGUUGGUCUAAUUUCUUGAAUAAGCAAAAUGCACAGUAUUUUAGAACAGAGCCAGAAAUGUGCUCAAGUUCGGUUUCAGCUCUUUUAGAAUAUCUUGCAUCUGUGAAAUUUGACAGCACAUUUCUGAAAUUAAUUUGGGGCCUGAUUAAAAGGACUUGUGUAUACAAUAAAUGGGGUUAUUUUUA